Cydia fagiglandana is the source of this 1262-nucleotide messenger RNA. RefSeq lists its product as uncharacterized. The transcript has 5 exons. The record is from RefSeq and is a predicted model, not a curated record. Lineage: Eukaryota; Metazoa; Arthropoda; Insecta; Lepidoptera; Tortricidae. Bases 27 to 389 code for a protein of 120 amino acids.
GACAACUCGGAAGAUUCCAACAAACAAUGGAACUAACGAAAAGAAGAAAAUUGGAUAAUUUCACAGCCGAACAUGAUACUACAUCUUUAGACUACAUCGAACUGCAAAAUAUGGAAAUGGAAUCUCCGAUUUCAUCAACCACUGACAUUCAAAGUAACGAUGAGGCGACCGGCUCAAACAUUUUGAACCCACGCAUUGCACAGGUGGAUGACACUUAUCGGGUUCCUAGUCUAUUAGAGGAAGAAGAUACCCAUGAGUUACAAAUAUCGUUCAAUGUGGAAGAAGGGCUUCCUGACAAAACCGUCAGUCGAAGAAUUGUCGCAGUUAGUUACCAUUCGAUUCGAUUCCUCAGAUUUUAUCCAAUAAAAGAUUGUAUGGAAACUACAUAAACGCAAUAUUUCACCUGCAAUUUUCUUGUUUUGUUCAUACUUCAAGAUGGACUCUUUGUGACCUUGACGUCACGGUCACAUAUCGUUUUGUUCGGGUCGUUUCGCGAGUGAAGUACGACUGUCGGACUUUGACUAUAAUUUCUGAUUUUUGUAUUCCUUUAAUGCAAUGGAUCCCAUAUAGACUUUUGAUCGUAAAGACAAACCUGAUCGAUUGAUAUCAUAAAUGAAAAUUAGUCAUCUAGCCUAUUAUCGAUAAGUAUAUAUGUUUUUCUUCAUCAAAUUAUCAAUAAUUUUCAGUUUUUAGAUUGUUCCCUCUAUAAACUCCUAAUAGUCUACCUUGGUGCCAAAUUUAAAGUUUCUAGGUCAGCUGGAAGUGGGUUAGGUUUUUGAUCUAUUAGUCAGUCAGUCAUAAAAAAUCCGGUUUUAAAACGUUAAUUUAUGAAUAACUGUUAGAGCUACGUUUACGAAAUUUUGUAUUCUAGGCAAGAUAAGGGGCUUGAAUAAAUGUGCAAAAUUGCAUGUGAGUAGGUAAAAUUGGUUUCAAGUUGUGAAGUGGUUUGUUUAACCCUCGUGCCUUGAAACCCUCGCAAAGCUCGAGAUUACAUUUUCGGUAUUGAGAAGGACCAAUAUUGAAAUAUCCGGAUCCCGGGAUUUAUUAUUCGUUGUUAGGUUGAAACUUGGUUAGGGCAUGCAAUAUCGGAUCAUUCUCAAUCCCGGGAUUGAUUUCCGAUAUUGCAUGUCAAUCCCGGGAUUUCAAUAUUAAUACCGGUAUUUUGAUAUUAAUUCGGAUUUUUGCGAUAUACGAGAAAAAAAGCUAAUAUAUUUGACAAUAGAGUAGAUCCGAGUACCUAUUUGAUAUAAUUUCAAUUUGAG